AUGGCUUCUCCGUCCAAAGGCAACGACCUGUUUUCGUCUGAUGAGGAGGGCCCAGCUAUGGUGGCCGGGCCGGGCCCGGGUCCGGGGGGCGCCGAGGGGGCCGCCGAGGAGCGUCGCGUCAAGGUCUCCAGCCUGCCUUUCAGCGUGGAGGCGCUCAUGUCGGACAAGAAGCCGCCCAAGGAGCCGUCCCCUCGGCCGGCCGAGAGCGCCUCCUCCGCAGCCACCGUGCGGCCGCUGCUGCUGCCGGGACACGGCGCCCGGGAAUCGCACAGCCCGGGCUCGCUGGUCAAGCCCUUCGAGACGGCCUCGGUCAAGUCGGAAAAUUCUGAAGACGGAGCGACGUGGAUGCAGGAACCCGGCCGAUAUUCACCGCCACCAAGACACAUGAGCCCUACCACCUGCACCCUUCGGAAACACAAGACGAAUCGCAAGCCUCGGACGCCCUUCACCACGUCCCAGCUCCUGGCUCUGGAGCGCAAGUUCCGGCAGAAACAGUACCUCUCCAUAGCAGAGCGGGCGGAGUUCUCCAGCUCUCUGAACCUCACAGAGACCCAGGUCAAAAUCUGGUUCCAGAAUCGCCGGGCUAAGGCGAAAAGAUUGCAGGAGGCAGAACUAGAAAAGCUGAAGAUGGCUGCCAAACCCAUGCUACCCUCGGGCUUUAGCCUGCCUUUCCCCAUCAACUCGCCCCUGCAAGCAGCCUCCCUCUAUGGAGCCUCGUACCCUUUCCAUAGACCUGUGCUGCCCAUUCCGCCUGUGGGACUCUAUGCCACGCCCGUGGGAUAUGGCAUGUACCACUUAUCCUAAGGAAGACCAGCUUGAUGGACACCGUGUUGGAUGCUUGUUUUUAAAAGCAUUCCCUUCUCCAAGUGCCAACCCGGUACUCCUGCAGACCCUGCCCCGCGCACUACCCUAAGCUGACAGGGCCCCAUGAUAUAGUUUGAAUCAAUGUUCCUUAAGCUAGAGGCGCCAAGUUUGCUCUGCUUUCUUGGUGUACUCUUCCUGCAGCCCCCUUGUCCCUUCACAAAGAUUGGCUCUGACAGUUUUUAUAUAUAAGUAUAUAUAUAUUAUUAUAAUAAAGUAUAAUUCAUUUUUA
Messenger RNA from Echinops telfairi (small Madagascar hedgehog), 1093 nucleotides. It is a transcript of the gene MSX2, whose product is annotated as msh homeobox 2. Lineage: Eukaryota; Metazoa; Chordata; Mammalia; Afrosoricida; Tenrecidae. The record is from RefSeq and is a predicted model, not a curated record. Gene Ontology annotation, cellular component: nucleus. The coding region runs from base 1 to 804 and encodes 267 amino acids. Gene Ontology annotation, biological process: regulation of transcription by RNA polymerase II; embryonic morphogenesis. The transcript is spliced from 2 exons. Gene Ontology annotation, molecular function: DNA-binding transcription factor activity, RNA polymerase II-specific; RNA polymerase II transcription regulatory region sequence-specific DNA binding.